ACUGGGAUGACAAUGGCCGCGCCCUGGGUUUAAUUCUUGGUUCCAGCGUUGCAGUGCGCGAAAGGCAGAAUGCCCUCGAAGGACUCGGUCUCAGACGUGGACAAAUUUAUAUUUGGGCAUAGAAAUCAAUUGGAGACAUCUGCUGUUCCGCAACACUUGUGGGAACCGCUUUACAACAAGCUAGAAGGCAGUGUGUUCGACGCAGGAGAGGUGUUCCAGAUAGUGGAGGUUCAGCUCGUAGACGAUGACGACUGCGACGGGGAAUCACCAGAGGGAAGCUCGAAUGCUGGACUACAACAUACCUGGAAAGUAAUCGUAAUAAAAGAACAUGGUCUGGCUGUUGCAGAAGACGUGUACCUGAUUGACCACGCGUGGACGUACCGGCCGCAUCAGGCCAAGGAACAACUGCAGCAGGUUCCGGGCCUGUUGAAGAGGAUGGCCGCGUUGAUGGACGUCGCUGCGGAUGUCACCGUGGACAACGAAGAAGAGGUUCUGUCCAACGUCCUGGAACGAAUGUGGUUAUACAACCAGACGUACAGCGUUGGGGGACCUCGUGUGACAACGGAAGAUUCUGCACCCAUAUGGUAUGUCAUGGAUGAGUUCGGAUCUCGCAUCCAGCACAGCCGGGAGCCUUCCUUCCGUUGUGUACCCUUCUAUUACCUGCCGCACGCAGCCUCGUAUAGCCUCCUGUUUCCCAUCAGGGAGGUUCCCUGUGCUGGCGAAGUGACGAGGAACUUUGCGGAAGGUCCCCCGUGCGAUCGCCUCACCGAGCAGGCCCUCCUGCUUCCGUGGGAGCCGUGCGACAUGACCUCCGUUGACUGCAAUCAGCGGGAGCCCAGCCUGGAGUACUUUCGGAGUGGCCGAAAAGAGGAAUCCAUGCCCGAUCGCACAGCCCUGGCUCCAGCCAUGCCAUCGGACCGACCGCUCAAAGUUUUUUCCGAAUACAGGUACAUCAACGAGUAUCUCAAACACCCAGCCUUUGAGUUUACGGACAAGGAGCACGAGGCAGAUGUCCUGUGGCUCAACUAUCACUACAAGAAUUACCGCGAACUGAGUCGAGAAACGGGUUGGAAGCGAGUGAACCAGUUCCCCUUUGAGCAUGUGGUGACAGUGAAGGACCUGCUGGCAGUCGUCUGCCGUCGAGCUGCCGCGGCAGAAGUGGUGGACCCUGGCACUUUGGAGACGAGCCCUUCCUGGUUGCCCACCACCUAUAACCUCAAGACGGAACUCCCGAUGUUUGUGUCCUAUUUUCAGCUGAGGGAGAAGAGGGGGCUGGACAACCAUUGGAUCUGCAAGCCCUGGAACCUGGCAAGAAGUCUUGACACCCACGUCACCAAUAGCCUGAACUGCAUCCUUCGGCAGCCAGCGACUGGUCCGAAGAUUGUCUGCAAAUACAUCUCCGACCCUGUGCUGUUCCCUCGCGAGGACGUCGGACUGGUCAAGUUUGAUUUCCGCUACAUAGUACUGCUUACGAGCGUGGAGCCACUGCAGUUGUAUGCAUACAAGAAUUUCUGGCUCAGAUUUGCAAACAAACCAUUUGCUCUGGAUGACUACGAAGACUACGAGAAACAUUUCACUGUAAUGAACUAUGCGGACACUGACAUGAAGCAGAUGCUGUGUGCCGAAUUUGUGGAGAAAUUUGAUGAUGCCUAUCCAAGCACGCCGUGGUCUGGAAUCCAGGAACAAGUGUUUGGAUUACUACGAAGUGCAUUUGAGCAGGCAGCAUCCAGUCCUCCGCCUGGUGGCAUCUGUCCGAACCCCCAGUCACGUGCUAUGUACGCUGUCGAUCUCAUGAUCGAGUGGGACACUUCCAGUGGCGAGAAGGGAGUUCAGCCCAAACUAUUGGAGGUAAACUGGGCACCUGACUGCCAGCGAGCCUGUCUCUUCUACCCAAGCUUUUUUGACGACGUCUUUUCUACGCUCUUCCUCGACGAACCUACGGAUAGCGUUAUUCCGUUAUAGGCGUUCUUUUCUUAAUCCUUGAGUUUGUGAAUAAAAUACGGCAAUGGAA
Molecule: messenger RNA, 2011 nt
Organism: Ornithodoros turicata
Lineage: Eukaryota; Metazoa; Arthropoda; Arachnida; Ixodida; Argasidae
Gene: TTLL12
Product: tubulin--tyrosine ligase-like protein 12
Exons: 14
Coding region: 70-1962 (630 amino acids)
Biological process (GO): protein modification process
Cellular component (GO): cytoplasm
Source: RefSeq, a predicted model, not a curated record